AUGGCGGGAAACGGCACUAUGUUACGCGAUCUUUUUUACCUCCUUAUUCAUUCAGAUGCGCCUUUUCUGAUGGUGCUCAUGUCUCUGUCAGUCGCCAUGGCAGAGGCAUCGAGGGUACCUAUGCUCGAAGCCGCGGUGUGUCGGGAAUGGUAUCUCACACGCUCACCGCAGCUCGUUAGCCCGGAAGGCCAUGUGUCUGAACGCCUCUGCAAGCUGCCUGAUAUUCAGACGAAGACAAUGAUGCUCAUCGGGGGUGAUAUGCGAUGGGCUGCUACUACGGCCUUGAUGAUGGCGUUCCCCAGUGCCUGGCUGGCUCGGAGAGUGGACAAGCGAAAGCUGCUUAUACUGUGUACGACCGGCUUUAGUGCUAAGACGGCAACUUUCACUCUCCUCUGCCGCUACCUCACGGGCUCGUUGAGGGCUAUCUGGCUCAUUCAUUGCUGGGACAUGAUUGGGGCAAGUCAGAUAGUCAUACUCACCCUGUUGUGGUCAAUGGUGGCCGAGAGAACCACAUCGGCUAUCCGCGAUGGAGAGAUGGGCGAGGCCGAAAUACAAAACAUAGCUGAAGACGUCAAUACUCCACUUCUACAACCAGUCGCAAACUCAGGCGACUCGGACAUCUCCAGCCUGGGAAGCGAAGUGAAAGGUGGCGCUAGUGAAGAGUGUAUACCCCAAUUCCAUGGGCGAUUCGAGCGUCUAUUCGGGCCCGUAUUUUGGGCAACAACGAAUUACCUCUCCCGCAUACACUUUCAUAUUCUCCGACAUCGGGUAUUCCAAGCCGGUUUCGCAUUGGAAUUUUUUACCGUUCUGGCAAUGGGAACCAAUAUGGUGCUACCCCAGUGGACAAGCCACCAAUUCGACUGGCCAUUGGCAAGGGUGACAACCAUUACGGCCUUCACUAUGCUGGUUAGCAUUGCCGCACUGAUUACAGGGCCGUUCAUAAACGCACGGCUGCUUCCAUAUUUCCGUACCGCCCGUCACAUGGACCUGUUCGUGACUCGAAGCUAUAUCAUUAUCCGGAGCGUUGGUGCUGUUAUGCUGGGGUUCUGCCGCACGCCUGCUACCUUUUUCCCUGCUCUAGUAUUAUAUACUAUGGGAGUCGGCCUUGUGGAUAGCACUAAAGCGCUUGUGACACACUUCUCAGACCCCACGUACAUCACAGAGUUGUACACCACACAGGCUAUUGUCAAUAACAUGGGUGCCUUCACUGGGGGCUGUCUGUGGCCUGCCGUGUUUAACCUCCAACUCAAGCUAGAUGGUUUCUGGUCAGGGCUCCCUUUCUGGAUCAGUGGAGGGUUAUUUUUGGUUGCUCUGCUAGUGACGGGUCCCUUCCAGAGCCAGCUCCGCAAGCAAAGCCACGCAACCUUUGGCGUAUAG
Molecule: messenger RNA, 1377 nt
Organism: Arthroderma uncinatum
Lineage: Eukaryota; Fungi; Ascomycota; Eurotiomycetes; Onygenales; Arthrodermataceae
Exons: 2
Coding region: 1-1377 (458 amino acids)
Biological process (GO): transmembrane transport
Cellular component (GO): membrane
Molecular function (GO): transmembrane transporter activity
Source: RefSeq, a predicted model, not a curated record